AUGUGUGGUGUUUCUCAUUUCUUUUUUGCCUUGGUUCUGUUUCUCACCUUUUCCAGCUCGGUGAUGUCAGGAUCUGACUUCUCUAUCUACUGCCAUCUGUUAAAUCCACUACCAUACCAGUUAAUCCCUCUUCCAUUUACAGAAAAUUUCUUCGCUAUGGCUCUCCGUUUCGGUGGACGGCUUUCCAAAAUGGGGUGA
Molecule: messenger RNA, 198 nt
Organism: Komagataella phaffii GS115
Lineage: Eukaryota; Fungi; Ascomycota; Pichiomycetes; Pichiales; Pichiaceae
Exons: 1
Coding region: 1-198 (65 amino acids)
Source: RefSeq, a predicted model, not a curated record